Messenger RNA from Triticum turgidum subsp. durum (durum wheat), 225 nucleotides. NCBI's taxonomy places the organism in Eukaryota, Viridiplantae, Streptophyta, Magnoliopsida, Poales, Poaceae. The record is from the annotation of a GenBank genome assembly.
AUGCCUUAUGGUAAAGAGGCAAAAGAGGAGCUUGUGAGGCUUGUGCAGGGAAGGACCUUAAAGAUUCCCAUAUAUGAAACUGACUGGUACGGUCGAUUAGUUGGAGAUGUUUACUGCAAUGGGGUCUUCGUGCAGGAACACAUGCUGAAGAAAGGCCUCACAUGGCACUACUCUGCGUAUGAUCAACGGCCUGAGCUUGCCGAGGUAAGCAGUAUGACUCACUAA